AUGGCAGCAGCCGCGAAAAAGAAGGGGGGAGGAAAGGAGGGUCCAUCCAAGCACGAGCAAGACAAGGAGCGACUGACACUUGCACUGAAGUGGUCGUGGAGCUAUGAAGUGGACGAGAUGUUCAAAGAAUCCUUUGGGAUUGACGAUGACUGGACUCAACGCAUCUUUUUCGAAGCAGAGCCCAUGUCCCACGAGGAACUGGAGGCCCAUCCCGACCCGCUCCUGCUGCCUCCUCGUAUCGACAACGGAGCAGGCAAACCAUUCAGAGUGAACGUGCACACUGUAGGAGGAGAGACCGCGAGGAGAGCAGGAUACCUGAUAAUCUCUUCAAAGCGCCACCCCCUGAAGCUGCGCAAGGCAAAUAGGUUCGAGGAUGAAGGUGAGAGUUUGCACGGCACGAUGUCUUCAGUUGUUCUUGAUCAGAAAGCCACGAAACGAUCUCCUGCGAGCGUGUGGGCCGUGGAGAACGAAGAGAGCGACCCCGCGACAAUCUACGGGAAGAUCUUGUUUGCGUCUAAGAAGAGGAUGAACCCGUGUCAUGAGCACCUGUACAGGACAGAGAGCACCAAUCAAGACGAAGACGAGGAGACCAGACCAAAAGACGAAGAGCUGAAUCAAGUGUGCCCGAACCCUUCAGGCAAACUCCUUGACUUGUCGCUCGUGCCUCACAGUCCUUGUGCAUGUUACAGCUGGAAGCAUAUCCAGAACAGUCCUCUAGCAACCGAGAACACUGUUCAAGUAGUGGACAAGCUUCGCGACCAGAGCGAGAAAGCUGCGCAUGACGUGCUCCAGCAGGAGCUGUCUAGGAGAAAGGGGCAGGGGAAGACGAUCUUGAAGUCGUGGCUCAGAGCAGUAGAGAUGGCAGAGCUCAAGGCUGUGAACAUCUCCAACAGCAAAAUCCAAAGGUGGGGCUCAGAGUAUGACCAGAGAGUUCUCCCCAACGCCAAGUUCAAGACCUUCUCGAUGUUAGCAGAGGAGCUGCAACCGAUCUGGGCAGCUGAGGAGGAAGAAGUGCUGGUCACCAUCUACAACGCCAAGCCUGGGGACAAAGUGCGGAUCUCCAGUCUGUGCAGGUCGGAUGCCUAUCUUGCGCAGUACGUGGACAAAGAGGGGACUCUGCUGUCAAGAGAUGCUCAUUUCGACUGCUGGUGGGCCGACUUCGGGUCUGUCGAGAAGCGACAGAGGGGCAUAGCAAGAAAGGUUUCUGAGAACAAGUCAACGAGCGGGCAAGGGAAGAAGGUAGGAAUCGUUCAGCCCCCCCCGAGCACGACGGAGGCAAGACAAGGAGCUUUAUUCUGCGCUGGGUACAAGGAUGCCUUCUGGUUGUCGCAUGUCCAUCCCCCGGAAACCCAUGGGAAGUCCGUCGAUCGCAAGGACGAUCAGAUCAACAAGAAGCUGAUCCAUGAGCUCAACGUCGGCUCAAGAAUACGAAAACUGAGGCCCAACAAACUUCUUUCCAAGCUGCGAAGGCCGAGACCGCAGAGACAGUCCUUGUUCGAUACGUCUGCUGUUGACCCGCGCCAAGAGUUCCUUGACAGCUCAUACGAAUUCUUCUCUACCUUCACGGAUGCAGAUCAAGACGACGAAAACUUGCUGCGGGCGAUCCAGGAGCAGGAUAGCACGUCCAGAGAGACCAAACUCAGCCACAUCGUGAAGCUGCUUUCGAAGCGCUCGGAGAUGACCUCAGUCCUGCUGGACACGUUUGAUGACCUCGAUGACGAGCAAGAGUUUGAAGAUGCAUACCCAGGGGUGUGGAGAUAA
This is a messenger RNA of Guillardia theta CCMP2712, 1761 nucleotides long. RefSeq lists its product as hypothetical. The coding region runs from base 1 to 1761 and encodes 586 amino acids. The transcript is spliced from 15 exons. The record is from RefSeq and is a predicted model, not a curated record. NCBI's taxonomy places the organism in Eukaryota, Cryptophyceae, Pyrenomonadales, Geminigeraceae.